This is a messenger RNA of Rosa chinensis, 2963 nucleotides long. RefSeq names its product disease resistance protein RPM1. The record is from RefSeq and is a predicted model, not a curated record. NCBI's taxonomy places the organism in Eukaryota, Viridiplantae, Streptophyta, Magnoliopsida, Rosales, Rosaceae. Gene Ontology annotation, molecular function: ADP binding. Gene Ontology annotation, biological process: defense response to other organism. Bases 34 to 2826 code for a protein of 930 amino acids. The transcript is spliced from 2 exons.
UGAGGAGUUACCUUCCAAAUCAAUUUCAGAUAUAUGGCCUUGCCGACGACAGAUUUGUUGAUUGGAAAAAUUGUAGCUAUUGUUGAGAAUGAAGCAUUAUCCAUAUCCAGUGUUCGUGAUGAAAUCGAUGAGAUCAAGCAGGAGCUGGUUAGCAUGAAAUCUUUCCUGCAGGAUGCUGAUGGAAAGAAAGAAAACAGCGAAGGAGAGGAAACGUGGGUCGCAAGCGUCAGAGACUUGGCCUAUGAUGUUGAGGACAUAAUUGAUGAAUUCAUGUACCACAUAUAUGAGAAGCAAACUGGUGGCCUAUUUCCAAGGUGGCUCCACAAGAUCAUUCACAUUCCAAGGAGUCUCUGGUAUAAACGUCAAAUUGCCAACAAAUUGCAGAAAACCACUAAAAUGAUCAAAGCCAUUCCAGAGAGGAAUCAGAGAUAUGCUAUUGGUGGUGUAGAAGGGACAACAAGUUCAAUUGAUGUUGACAAAUGGGUGCAGAACCAAGCAGAGUCUUCUCUUUUUAUUAAGGAAGAUGAACUUGUAGGCAUUGAAGGCAACAAGCAAACAAUAAUGGGAUGGCUGAUGGAUGAAGAGCAACAUCAAACUAUUGUCUCUGUGGUCGGGAUGGGAGGUUCAGGAAAGACAACUCUAGUUGCCAAGACCUUCACCAAUGAAAGUGUGAAAAGACAUUUUGACUGCUAUGCGUGGAUUACUGUUUCCAGAACCUAUGCCAUUGAAGACUUAUUUAGAUGCUUGAUCAAGGAGUUCCACCAAUCAAGAAAAGAAAAGGUUCCUGCACCUGCAAAACUGAAGGACAUGAGCUACAGAGAAUUGCUAGAGAAGCUCGUGAACUACUUGGAGAGUAAAAGGUACCUAGUUGUAUUGGAUGACGUGUGGGAUGUUAAACUUUGGACAGAAAUAAAUAUAUCACUCCCUGAUAGACGACUUGGAAGUCGGAUCCUUCUUACAACUCGGAAAGAAGACAUAGCACAUUAUUCUUUCGGAGUGGUAAGCCAUGUUCAUCUUAUUAAGCCCUUGGACAACAAUGAGGCGUGGGAGCUUUUCAGCAAGAAAGCAUUCUCAACUUACCAUAAUAGAUUUUGUACACCGGAGCUUGAACCGUUAGCUUCAAAACUUGUGGAGAAGUGUAAAGGUUUGCCUCUUGCAAUUGUUGCUUUAGGAGGUCUUAUGUCUUCCAAAAAGUCAACCACAGAGUGGAGGGAUGUCUACAACAGCUUAAAUUGGCAUCUAACUAACAAUCCCUUGUUAGAUAAUGUGAAGAGCAUUUUGUUGCUCAGUUACAAUGAUUUGCCUUUCCGACUCAAGCAAUGUUUCUUGUAUUGUUCUCUUUUCCCAGAAGAUUAUUUGAUUCGAAGAAAAAGGCUCUUCAGGUUGUGGAUAUCUGAAGGACUUGUUCAACAUGUCCAAGGGGUCACUCCGCAAGCAGCUACAGAAAACUAUCUUAUGGAACUCAUUGUUCGUAGCAUGCUACAAGUUGUAAGGAGGAAUGAAACUGGGAGGCCAAAGGCAUUUAAGAUGCAUGAUCUUAUGCGGGAGCUUGCUCUAUCAAUGUCAACAAGAGAAAAGUUUUUUGUUGUAUAUGAUGGGAGAGAAUCAGUAAUGGAAGAAAUUGGAGCCCGGCGUUUGUCAAUUCAAAGCACUGAAGGAACAGAAAUCAAAUCAUGGAUAGGUAUGUCAAAGCUUCGUACCCUUCUUGUGUUUGUCACUGGCAUAAUACCAUUAUCUUUCUCAAACGCAUUGCCUUCUGGAUUUAAAUUAUUAAGGGUUCUAGAUGUGGAGGAUAUGCCACUUGAUAAACUGCCAAAUGAUCUAGUGUACUUAUUCAACUUGAGAUAUUUGAAUUUGAAAGGAACUGCAAUUAGGGAGCUUCCAAAAUCCAUAGGGUAUCUCCAUAACCUUCACUUCUUGGACAUUAGGAAAACAAAGAUUGAGGCACUUCCAAAAGGAUUUUCUAAGUUGCUAAACUUGCGCCACCUAAUGAUGUAUUAUAAUAAUAAGGAUUAUAAUGAUUUCAAGAUUGUAAGUGGGACAAGAGCAACUUCAAAUAUCAGCAAGUUGAAGAAAUUGCAAGUUUUGUCUAGAGUUCAAUCCGAAGGGAAUAUCAUUAGACUACUCGGGAACAUGACCCAGCUUACAAGGAUUGGCAUAACCAACCUAACUGAGAGAGAUGAGAUGGACCUAUGUGACUCAAUCCAAAAGAUGAAACUCCUUACCAAUUUGAGCUUGAUGGUAAAGGAUGAAGAAGAAUUUCUUCGAGCUGAUAAUGCACUGUUUUCACCUCCUCCUCACCUUAGAAAGCUUUGUUUCAUUGGGAAACUGGAAAAAGUACCACAUUGGUUUUCUUCACUCGACAGCCUCACAUCCAUGCAUCUGCAUUGGCCUAGACUUGAGGAAGAUUUAUUAUCUCACAUCGAAGGACUGCCGUUUUUGGGAAGUCUUACACUUGUUAAUGCAUAUGUCGGGAGUGAGUUACGUUUCAGUAGAGGCUUUGUGAAGCUUUCAAAUUUGCAAUUAUUUAAAUUCCCCUCAUUGAGUAAGAUAACAGUGGAAAAGGGGGUGAUGCCAAAUCUCCAGUUCCUAACACUCAAUAGCUGCAUGGAAUUAAAGAGAUUGCCUCAUGGUCUUGAACACCUUACUAAUCUACAAACAUUGAGCUUGGAGUUUCUUUCGAGCCAACUUAUACAGUCCAUACGAGAAGGAGGUGUGGAUCGUCCAAAGGUACAACAUAUCCUAGAAAUCAACCAUUUUUUCGACUCUUCAGGUGGGAGGUCUUGCGAAAGCUUGUCUCCAAGGGCUCUUUACCGAGGAGAAUAAAGUCCGAGAAGUAGGGUGACUGCCAUGUUUGCGGUGAAUUCAGAUGCCCUAGCAUAAUGUCAAUUGCACUCUAAAUUCAGAUGCCCAACAAUUGUGUGAUUUGCCUAUAAUAAUGAGACUUACUAUAGGCCUUGCGC